Oncorhynchus mykiss (rainbow trout) is the source of this 1644-nucleotide messenger RNA. RefSeq names its product claudin-11. Gene Ontology annotation, molecular function: structural molecule activity. NCBI's taxonomy places the organism in Eukaryota, Metazoa, Chordata, Actinopteri, Salmoniformes, Salmonidae. Gene Ontology annotation, cellular component: bicellular tight junction; membrane. The record is from RefSeq and is a predicted model, not a curated record.
AAGCUUCUCUUUAGAAGUGGAGCCUCUCCAAACUGACAGGACUACACAACAGACCCAGGAGAGACAACACACAGUUCUAGGAUUACUUCUUGAGGAAUAUUCUAAUCGAAAACUCACACUAACUUCACACAGCAUUUGGCUAUCAUUUUCUUCUGUUUAACAGUUUUCACCAGGAUUUGUACAACACAGGACUAUUUUGAAAUCAUUACAAUUCCUUUCACAAUAGUCCCACAGGCGUUGUGAGCCUGGCAAGCGAGGCUACUUUCACACAAGCUUCAACGUAUCUUUAAAGUAUCAUCAGUUGUUUUUGGACUAUUUGGGCUGUGGACUGUCCAAUUCACCGUCUUGAGUCACUCUGACUGCCUGGACCAUUUUAGGUUUUUCUAAACAGUUUUUGGAGACUAUUCUACCCUAGGACUACCCUACCUCUCAUUGCCAUGGCAAACAGCUGUCUCCAGCUCAGCGGUUUUGUGAUGAGUUGUAUCGGCUGGGUCGGGAUCCUUAUCGCCACGGCCACGAACGACUGGGUAGUGACAUGUAAAUACGGCAUGAACACCUGCAAGAAGAUGGACGAGUUAGGAGCCAAGGGCCUGUGGGCUGAAUGUGUCAUUUCAACCGCCCUCUAUCACUGUAUAUCACUGACACAGAUAUUGGACCUACCGGCAUACAUCCAGACGUCGAGGGCAUUGAUGAUAACUGGAUCCCUCCUGGGGCUGCCUGCAGUGGGGAUGGUCCUAACAGCCAUGCCCUGCAUCUCUCUGGGUGAUGAGCCUCAGUCAGCCAAGAACAAACGAUCCCUACUUGGGGGAGUUCUCAUACUGCUAGUGGCUCUCUGUGGGGGGGUGUCCACAGUAUGGUUUCCUAUUGGAGCCCACCAGGACCAGGGACUCAUGUCGUUUGGGUUCAGCCUGUACGCUGGCUGGGUGGGCACGGCCUUCUGUCUCCUGGGAGGCGCCAUGAUCACCUGCUGUUCUACUGAACCGUCCCAACACUACAAUCACCAUGACAACAACAGGUUCUACUACUCCAAAGGACAGGGGCCUGGCAACCCUGUUCCACCCUCCACUAACCACGCCAAGAGUGCCCAUGUUUAGACACACAUGAAGUACAUGCAUGCACACACACACACACAUGCACACACAGACACACACCAGUGGAGAGUAACUCAGAGCAGCGUCUAACCUGGUGACUGAGGAGAAACCAAGGGGUCCUGAUCAGGACAACCCUGCUCUGAUGAAGGACUUAUUUUCAUCUCUUUGUUAUACAAUGAAGGCUAGGUUUAGGGUUCUUUGUUCUACAAUGAAGGCUAGGGUUAGGGUUAGGGUUCUUUGUUCUACAAUGAAGGCUAGGGUUAGGGUUAGGGUUCUUUGUUCUACAAUGAAGGCUAGGGUUAGGGUUAGGGUUCUUUGUUCUACAAUGAAGGCUAGGGUUAGGGUUAGGGUUCUUUGUUCUACAAUGAAGGCUAGGGUUAGGGUUAGGGUUCUUCGUUCUACAAUGAAGGCUAGGGUUAGGGUUAGGGUUCUUUAUUUUACAAUGAAGGACAACUGUGGAUGGAAAGUACUGUACACCUAUCAGUGCAUUUUAUAGAAAAUAAGCGUACCUUUUUUAAUAAAGACUGUCAUGAUUUGUAGUUUUUUGAUAAAU